Labrus bergylta (ballan wrasse) is the source of this 1719-nucleotide messenger RNA. RefSeq names its product pseudouridine synthase 1 (gene pus1). NCBI's taxonomy places the organism in Eukaryota, Metazoa, Chordata, Actinopteri, Labriformes, Labridae. The record is from RefSeq and is a predicted model, not a curated record. Gene Ontology annotation, biological process: mRNA pseudouridine synthesis; tRNA pseudouridine synthesis. Gene Ontology annotation, cellular component: nucleus. Gene Ontology annotation, molecular function: pseudouridine synthase activity; RNA binding.
ACUAACAUCCGGGGUCAAAGUUGAUAUUUGCCAUGUGUAAAUGUUGCCGCAGCUGCUACAUAACUCUUUGAAACAGCUACAAUUUCAUUUAUAGCAACACAUGAAUUUUAGCAUUGGGAUUUGGAGGUUGUAUGUUUCAUCAACGGAUUACUUGUAGUUUUUUUUUUUAUUCGAACUUUCUGUUUCCGGGACUAGCUUCCGUUUUUACAUGUAUUUGAUAGUUUGCAUCCUUUAGGUGGUGCAAGCUGGUGCUAUGGAGGCUUAGGGUAACAUGCUAAAAACCCGACUACUGUUGAGUGCCUUUAUUAAACACAGACUGACGUUUGAGAGAAACGGUGUUUAUUUACAGACCUUUUGCACGAUGAGUCAAGGAUCCAGAGACGAGUGUGCAGCCAAGCUUGUGAAAAGAGCCAAUGAAGAAAACGAGGACUCUGCUGACAAGGUGCAAGCGACGAAAAGGUUAAAAGUAGAGGGCGAACCCACUGAAGAUGAUAAGAAAUAUCCGAAGAAGAAAGUUGUCCUCCUCCUGGCAUACUCCGGAAAGGGAUACUAUGGCAUGCAGAGAAAUCCAGGAACCUCUCAGUUUAGGACCAUUGAAGAUGCCCUGGUCACUUCACUUACUAAAUCUGGUUGCAUUCCUGAAAACCAUGGCGAGGAUAUGAGGAAGAUGUCUUUCCAAAGAUGUGCCCGAACAGAUAAGGGUGUGUCCGCUGCCGGCCAAGUUGUGUCUCUCAAACUGCGGCUCAUGGAAGAUAUAAUUCCAAAAAUAAACGAGCAUCUGCCAUCACAGAUAAGAGUACUCGGUCUCAAGCGGGUGACCCAGGGAUUUAAUUCCAAAAACAACUGUGAUGCCCGCACAUACGCCUAUAUGCUUCCAACGGUGGCCUUUUCUCCCAAAGACUAUGAUACUGGGGACAUUACAGGCUUUCGCCUUGAGCCCGAGACACUUCAGAGGGCUAACCGUCUGUUUGCUCUCUACAAGGGCACCCAUAACUUCCACAACUUCACCUCUCAGAAGGCUGCAAGCGACCCCAGUGCCCGCCGCUACAUCAUGGAGAUGUCCUGUGGAGAGCCUUUUGUCUGCAGCGGUACUGAAUUCGCGGUGAUCACAGUGCGAGGGCAGAGCUUUAUGCUGCACCAAAUUCGUAAAAUGAUCGGACUGGUGAUCGCGGUGAUAAGGGGCUAUGCGAAGGAAGAGGUUGUGGAGCGGAGUUGGGGACUGGAGAAGGUGGAUGUGCCCAAAGCUCCAGGACUUGGGCUGGUUCUGGAAAGGGUUCACUUCGACCGGUACAACAAAAAGUUUGGAGGGGACGGGCUGCAUGAGACGCUGGAAUGGGAGAACGAGGAGGAGGCAAUCAAGGCCUUCAAGGAGGCUCAAAUCUACCCCACCAUUGUGGAGACAGAGUGUCAGGAGGGCUCCAUGGUCAGCUGGAUGGCCACACUUCCAAUCCACGACUUUGAAGCUUCAGCUACAAAUACACAAGAGAAAAAAGAAAAGGACAACGCAGAGAUUACAGGAAAUGACUCUGAUUAAGUGGCCCUUCAUGCUUAAAGAAGAAAUAUUCUUUUCAACAAACAUUCUCUGUCUUUUGAGAGUUGGCUUUCAUUUUACGUUCGACAUUACAUCUUCCAUGAUUUUGUGGGAUUACAUUCUGCUUUUCUUUUCCAAAAGUUAUUAAAAGACCACAAUGUUAAUAAAAUCCUCUCUUUUCCUUGUGA